Messenger RNA from Pseudogymnoascus destructans, 330 nucleotides. RefSeq lists its product as uncharacterized. The coding region runs from base 1 to 330 and encodes 109 amino acids. The record is from RefSeq and is a predicted model, not a curated record. The transcript has a single exon. NCBI's taxonomy places the organism in Eukaryota, Fungi, Ascomycota, Leotiomycetes, Thelebolales, Thelebolaceae.
AUGGCAAUUUCUAACUUUCUAAACCCAAGCGACGAAGAAAGGGAUAUACAAGAUGGGACACCAAGUGAGGACGAGAUUCUACAAGAGGUUAUUGAUGAGCAUCUAGGUCUUCAGCAAACUCAAGAUGAUGAUGAAGAAGAGUUGCAAGAGCGCUCUUUACAUUCUGUGAAGAGCGCUCGUCAAGCACUCCAGGUUCUGAUUGAGUUUACUGAAGAACAAGAGGCUCUUCAAUCGGACUAUUUACGAGGCCUCGAGCGUUUAGAAUUCACUCUUGAGGCAUUAGAUCAAGAGUCACGGGUGCAGAGUACGUUAGAUAGUUGGAUUACAUAA